Messenger RNA from Impatiens glandulifera, 3932 nucleotides. Its product is annotated as probable serine/threonine-protein kinase clkA. Lineage: Eukaryota; Viridiplantae; Streptophyta; Magnoliopsida; Ericales; Balsaminaceae. The record is from RefSeq and is a predicted model, not a curated record. Gene Ontology annotation, cellular component: cytoplasm. The transcript is spliced from 8 exons. Gene Ontology annotation, molecular function: protein serine/threonine kinase activity; ATP binding; protein tyrosine kinase activity. Gene Ontology annotation, biological process: peptidyl-serine phosphorylation; peptidyl-threonine phosphorylation. The coding region runs from base 365 to 3526 and encodes 1053 amino acids.
GAGUGUGUGUGUGAUAGUGUGUGAGAGAGAUUGAAGAGAGAGUGACGAGAUUUGAAGCUCAGGGCUAAGUAAUAGAAAGAAAAUUACUGCAAUAGAAGAAAAGCUGAAGACUUUACAAGUUGAUUUUCUCGCUGUUUGCACAUUACGAAUCCCUAUUAUAUAAUCUCGAAGAAGACGGAGAAGUAUCAAAAGAAGAGUUCUCAUUGAGGAGUUCAAUUCAUUAUGUCGCUUCUUCGGCAUUUUGCUACUUUGUAGUUGGAUUCAAGACAUAUAUAUUACGAUCAUUUUUAGGGUUUUCCCUUGGAGGUCUUAUGGAAUUUCUUUUCUAGCACCUGUUUGUUUGCUUGCCUGUGGCAGUAAGUAAAUGAUGGAUGACUUGAGCUCUGUUGACGCCAUUUUGAAGUUUUUAAGAAGAAACAACUUUACAAGGGCAGAGGCAGCUUUGCUUAAUGAGCUGAAAAGCUGUAACAGUAAUAAUGUAAAUGGGUAUCUUGAUAGACUUACAGUUGACCGGAAGGACCCGUGUACAGAGCUAGAAGAACGGAACAGGGGCACAAAACAUGCUGGAAACCAGGGGAAAAGUGGUGACAUUUCCAAGGAGAUGAGGCACGUGAUUGGGAGGAAUGAGUCUGAUCGGGAUAAGAGAACUACUGAUAUCUCUGUUGGACAAGUAAGUAAACCCUAUGAAAUCUCUGAAACCUUGGAGGAUAUCAAGCUGGAUCUGUGUUCAUGGAAAUUCACUCCUCCAAAUGGUCAGAUUGAACAUUGUCAGAAUGAUGGUAAUAUCUAUGGGGAUAGUUUCUUUGAAUUUAAGGUCCCCAGCAAUCAAAAAAAUUGUCAGGCUGAAUUUGAUUCAGCUGAUGUCAAUGCAAUAUCAGGAAAAGCCUUAUGUGUUUCCAACGAGAAAACAACAACAUGGUCUGAGAGUUCCAGCAAACCUAAAAACCUGCUGGUUGGUGAUAAAACGAAAGGCUACAAGUGUAAGGAUGGUUUUGUUGUUAUGGAUAGUCUGUGUUCAAAAAAAGCAGAACCUGCUGAUGGAACACUAGAUUUGAGGAAAGAUUGUUCUGUCAAAACUGUCUUUCCAUUGCCCACAAUGGGGGUGUUAAAUACCAAUGCUUCUCAUACUUCAGGGAGAGAGGAGGUAUACAAAAAAUCUGAAACUGUUGAUGCUGAAAAGGCUCUCAGCAUUGGUAGCAGUCAUGACUUCUUUGAAAGAAACGAUAUGAACAACAUUGGGUUUCUGCCUGCAUUCCAGCAUCAAAAGGAAGAGCUACCUAGAUUGCCUCCAGUGAGACUCAAGGCAGAUGAGAAGGCUGUAACUCACACUUAUGAAGAGCAGUUUAAUAAUGUUGGUUAUGGUUCAAAAAUUACAAAUGCCGACAACGGUCCCAUUAUAGGCUCAUAUCUCAAUGUUCCGUUUGGACAAGAAAUAAAUCUUGGAGGCAUGAAAAGGGGUGGAGGUGGCAGUUGGCUGUCUGUAAGUCAUGGAAUUACAGAGGAUAAUUCCGACCUUAUGUCUGGUUUCGCUGCUAUAAGAGAUGGCUUAAGUGAAUCUAUCGAUUAUACCAAUGAAUAUUGGGACUCUGAUGAAUAUGAUGAUGAUGACGAUAUUGGUUACAUGAGACAGCCUAUCGAAGAUGAGGCCUGGUUUUUGGCUCAUGAAAUUGAUUAUCCAAGCGACAACGAAAAAGGAACAGGGCAUGGUAGUGUACCUGAUGCGCAAGAGUCAGGUCCAAGCAAGGAAGAUGAUAACCAAUCAUUUGCAGAUGAGGAUUCCUACUUCUCUGGGGAGAAAUAUUUAAAACCUGAAAAUGUUGGUUCGGCUAUAGUCACGGGUGAUUCUAUAGUUCUGCAGGCGAAUGACAUUUAUGAGAGGACAUAUGAAAAUGGUCUUGUACCUAGGUUUGAUGAUGAUUGCUUGGAAAACAAUCACCAUGAUUCAGUUAGAUCUAUAGGUGUGGGAAUCAACAGUGAUGGCAUCAAUGAGGGUUUCGGAAGGGUCUCAGAUCAUGAAUGUGAUGUUGGCUUUGAUGGCUCAAAUUGGAAGUAUGAUAAUAAAAGGAAUGAUGGAAAGAGACCAAAUAGGCAGAAGAGUGGUACUCUUGCUGAUGGGACAUUUUCAUUUCCCUCUGGAAAAUCUUUGUGGUCAAACAACUGCAGUGAUAUUAACAAUGAAGCGGACGAUGAUUUAAAUAGUCAUGUAGAGGUGAAUAAUAUGCUAUCCCAGUGGAUGAAGAAAGCCAAUGAUUCAUCACCCGUCAAGAGCUCUAGGGAUGAGAACAAUGCUAGUGGCUUAGGAGCAGACAGUUCCCAACUACUAAUGCUCUGUAAUUAUGGUUAUACUGAAAAAGAGCUUGUAAAAAAUGUAGAUGAUGAGAAGGCUAUGGCUGCAGGGGAAGAAGACAGGGGGGCGUUCUUAGAGGACGAUGAAGCAGCUGUUGUGCAAGAGCAGGUAAGACAGAUAAAGGCACAGGAAGAAGAGUUUGAAACCUUUAAUCUGAGAGUAGUCCAUCGGAAGGACAGGACUGGUUUUGAGGAAGACAAGAAUUUUCAAGUUGUUCUGAAUUCUGUCAUAGCUGGCCGAUAUCAUGUCACUGAAUACCUUGGAUCUGCUGCAUUCAGCAAAGCAAUCCAAGCCCAUGACCUUCAUACUGGCAUGGAUGUUUGUAUUAAAAUUAUAAAGAACAACAAAGAUUUUUUUGAUCAGAGCCUUGACGAGAUAAAGUUGCUCAAGUUUAUCAAUAAGGGUGAUCCUUCUGACAAAUACCACGUUCUUCGAUUGUACGACUAUUUCUAUUAUCGAGAGCACUUGUUGAUUGUUUGUGAGCUUCUUAAGGCAAAUUUAUAUGAGUUUCAGAAGUUCAACAGAGAAUCAGGUGGAGAGGUUUACUUCACUAUGCCCAGGUUGCAGUCAAUUACUAUUCAGUGCUUGGAGGCACUUCAAUUCUUACAUGGUCUUGGUCUGAUACACUGUGACCUGAAACCAGAGAACAUCUUGGUGAAGAGCUACAGUAGAUGUGAGGUGAAAGUAAUUGACCUCGGAAGCAGUUGUUUUGAGACAGAUCAUCUGUGCUCAUAUGUGCAAUCCCGAUCAUAUCGAGCACCAGAGGUCAUCUUGGGACUCCCAUAUAACAAGAAGAUUGAUAUAUGGUCUCUUGGUUGCAUCUUAGCUGAGCUUUGUACUGGCAAUGUUCUCUUUCAAAAUGAUUCGCCUGCCACAUUACUUGCUCGGGUGAUUGGUAUAGUAGGUCUAAUUGACCAAGAAAUGCUAGCGAAAGGACGUGACACCCACAAAUAUUUCACCAAAAGUCACAUGCUUUAUGAACGAAAUCAGGAGAUAAAUCGAUUGGAAUACUUAAUCCCAAAAAAGUCGUCAAUGAGGCACCGGUUAUCAAUGGCAGACCAAGGGUUCAUUGACUUUGUUGUUCAUCUACUUGAGAUAAAUCCAAAGAAGCGCCCUUCUGCAUCUGAGGCCCUAAAGCAUCCGUGGUUAUCAUAUCCAUACGAACCCAUAUCUCCAUGAAUAUUCUCAAGUCUUUCCUUAUAGCUGAAUAUAUAGCCUCCUUAGGCUAAGAACCUGAAAUGCAAAUUGAUAUUUUGCACGAAAAACCGUUCAUGCAUAUACAUUGGAUUCCAAAUGUAGUCAGAUACAAGAAUGUUAUCAUUUUAUUUUAUUUUUUGCAGUUUUGUUCCAAUUUUUCUGGUGGUGUUGUACAGAAAUGUGAAUGAUUCUUUAAUAGAUGAACCCUGUGAACUGCAUUUGAGUGCUUGUUCCCAUUAAGAUGUAAUCUCUUGAUUUUGGGCUGUUAUCAACUGCUUAGUUAUGAACUUAUGAUGAAGUCUCUGAAUUGAUAAGCUGGCUAUACAUUUGAUGCUGGAUGUAAUAUUACUGCUAUUUUAUUACAAUCAGAGACAUUGUUUUUUGGAUA